UCGUUGUAGCGGAUUCGACGACGUUAUGAGGAAUCGUGGAGAUCAGGGAUUUUCCACUUCUUUCGAUGCAAUGACUGGAAUAUGCUGCACGCAUAACGAAGAAAAAGGGUUCUUGACGAGUAAUGAUGCAGUUCGAUUACAUUUGAGUGAGCGAGCGAGCAAGCCAGUGUAUUUUCUUUCCUAUCAUUAUAGCUUGUGUGGGUUUUUAUAUAUCAUCGUCGUUCAUCAAAUACCAAAUGCAAAACAUUCUGGAAUCCUAAUCAUCUGCCCGUCCACCUUCCAAUCUAAAAAUCUACAUGUCUUGCGUAUGGCUUGUGGUGUGUUGGAAACGAGUUCGUUCGCUGCCAUUGAUCCUUGGAACUCGCAUCGCAUACACACACGUGACACGCUACGUCACAGUAAGCGCCCGUGCUUUUGCCCACCCUCCCAUCUUUUCCUUGCCAGCGAACGGCUCGCGAAACAAGCAAUCUAG
Molecule: messenger RNA, 472 nt
Organism: Periconia digitata
Lineage: Eukaryota; Fungi; Ascomycota; Dothideomycetes; Pleosporales; Periconiaceae
Source: the annotation of a GenBank genome assembly